Messenger RNA from Larimichthys crocea (large yellow croaker), 3434 nucleotides. It is a transcript of the gene glra2, whose product is annotated as glycine receptor, alpha 2. The transcript is spliced from 9 exons. Gene Ontology annotation, cellular component: plasma membrane. Gene Ontology annotation, molecular function: glycine binding; transmitter-gated monoatomic ion channel activity; transmembrane signaling receptor activity. Gene Ontology annotation, biological process: monoatomic ion transmembrane transport. The record is from RefSeq and is a predicted model, not a curated record. NCBI's taxonomy places the organism in Eukaryota, Metazoa, Chordata, Actinopteri, Sciaenidae. The coding region runs from base 815 to 2182 and encodes 455 amino acids.
UUCUGCUUUGCAUCCCUGAAUAAUUAUAGAUUUGUGCAGCUUUCAACUCAUAAUUUCACUACAGGAUGUGUUUACUAUCAGACCGCUGGAAGCUUGAAACGCUCCUAAAGCCAGUUGAUUCUGAUGCGCAGCUGCGCGCACUCUUCCAAUGCGCAACAUUUAUUUAUUUAUUUAUUUAUUUUUAAUGACACCUUUCGUAAUGUAACUGAACAACAAUGUUUGAGCGUGUUUCUCGUGAUUACCUCCCUCGUUUAUUUGUCUUAUUGAAAACCAACUCACGUUCGCCAAUUUUUUAAGCCUUGCGCUUGCGCGUAACGGAACCGGGAGCUAUCCAAGUGCUGAAACGAGAGGAGAGAGAGGCGUUCCACUCCCAAUCCUCAACAGAGGAACGGGUCCUCCACCUGCGAGAAGAUUUCACUUCAUGAGUAACAAACACAGACCAAGCGGGGCUGUCUUCACUCAGAGCGAGCUGUGAGAUCUGUGCCAACAAGCAGAGAGCGGUUUUUCUUCUUUUCUCUGAGAGGGGGGAGUUUGUUUUAACCAUCUCGGCGUCUGUCCGCAGCACUGAUGUUUCUCCACACCUCCGCACCGAGAAAUCUGUUUUUGGGAGUUUCGUGAAACUAAACUAUGAUCCGUGGCUGCGUUGAGGAAUGUCACCUGUAUUUUUGUGUGACACAAGAACACCCAAACACCCACGACCUGGUCAGGAAGAAAGCGGCACCCCUAUUUGGAUUAUGUGUUUGACCAAUGUAAACAUACGGAAGAAAUAAUAAUAAUAAUAAUAUAUUUAAAAAAAAAAAAAAAAGUGAAGCACAUGGGAAAACCACCAGGAAUGAAUCGCUCCUUUAUUAAGGUUUUGGCAGCUUUAUUCACAUAUUUCAUGGAGACAAACAACUUCAGAGUUGUGCAUGCCAAGGAGCACGAUUCCAGAUCAUCCUCCAACAUGUCUCCAUCAGACUUUCUGGACUCACUCAUGGGUCGCACGUCUGGUUAUGAUGCACGAAUAAGACCGAAUUUUAAAGGUCCCCCCGUAAACGUUACAUGCAAUAUUUUUAUCAACAGUUUCGGCUCUGUCACAGAGACAACCAUGGAUUACAGAGUGAACAUCUUUCUGCGGCAGAAGUGGAAUGACCCUCGGCUGGCGUAUAGUAAAUACCCAGAUUCCUCCCUCGACCUGGAUCCGUCCAUGUUGGACUCCAUAUGGAAGCCCGACCUCUUCUUCGCCAACGAGAAAGGUGCCAACUUUCACGAUGUCACCACAGACAACAAGCUGCUGCGGAUCUUCAAGGACGGGACUGUCCUCUACAGUAUCAGGUUGACUCUCAUUCUGUCCUGCCCGAUGGAUCUGAAGAACUUUCCAAUGGACGUCCAAACUUGUACGAUGCAGCUGGAAAGUUUCGGCUACACCAUGAAUGACUUGAUCUUCGAGUGGCUGGAGAAUGGUGCAGUGCAGGUGUCAGAUGGGCUCACGCUGCCGCAGUUCAUCAUGAGGGAAGAGAAGGAGCUGGGCUACUGUACAAAACACUACAACACCGGUAAAUUCACAUGCAUAGAAGUUAAAUUCCAUCUGGAGCGACAGAUGGGAUACUACCUGAUCCAGAUGUACAUCCCUUCCCUCCUCAUCGUCAUCCUCUCGUGGGUGUCUUUUUGGAUCAACAUGGAUGCUGCUCCUGCCAGAGUGGCGCUGGGCAUCACCACUGUGCUUACCAUGACCACCCAAAGCUCCGGCUCCAGAGCUUCUCUUCCAAAGGUCUCUUACGUGAAAGCCAUUGAUAUCUGGAUGGCUGUGUGUCUGCUCUUUGUAUUUGCUGCAUUGCUAGAAUAUGCUGGGGUUAAUUUUGUCUCCAGGCAACAGAAAGAGUUUCUUCGCCUGAGGCGAAGACAAAGGAGGAAUCACAAGGAUGAAGACAUGCGUGAAGGCCGCUUUAAUUUUGCUGGCUACAAUAUGAGUCAGUGCCUGCCAACGAAGGAUGGCUCAGCUGUUAAGAACGCUGCCCCGGCUCCGAACCCUCAACCACCAAUCCCCAAGGACAUAGACACCAUGAGGAAGAAGUUUGUGGACAGAGCCAAGAGAAUAGACACUAUCUCCAGGGCCGCCUUUCCUUUGGCGUUUCUCAUCUUCAACGUCUUCUACUGGGUCACCUACAAGAUCAUCAGGCACGAGGACAUCCACAAAAAGUAGAGACUUGACAAAUGACAGUUUAAUUUUUUCAUUUCUCAGAUUGAGAAAUGCGUGUAAAGCACAGUGAGAUGAGGUGGAAGACCGUGCAUUGAGAGACACCACGGAUGAUGAUGGCGGUGUUCUUUCAGGGAUGAUGUGUAAUGUUCAUGCCUCAUACAGUAAUGCUCAUGUUCUGAUAACGUGAACAGCUCUUGAGACACAGAUGCUUUUUUUUUUGUCGUGCGUUGUACUGCUGCAUAAUAUUUCCUGACAUAUCUGGGGAAAUGGUUUUUAACUCAAGGCUUAGUAAAAUGCUGGAGAAGACGGACCAAAAUUAUUUUUUGAAUCAAUCCUGCCUUGACGUCAAACAAGGAACAAAGAAACAUUCCAUUUGGAUUUGUAACCGUAAGGUAGCUUAGUGAGACCCUUUGUGAUUGCAAAAAAAGGGUAUUUCUUAUCAAGGAUGUUUAGGACUGUUUUAUAUUGUACUAUGGUCAUGGCACUAUAUCUCUGUUUAUACAAACUAAAGCAGCAAAUGUAUAAAAUAUACAGGCAGAAAGCAGACACAGAUGCAUCCUCCGGACUUUAGGCAGCACAUGUCGCAGGCAUGACCGUCAACAAAGCAGAUGGAAAUCUGGAUUCUGGAAUUGGAUACUGCAUUUUUAUGAAAAAACCUGAGGCCUUAGAUAUCAGAGAUUUGGUGAGAUGAAGUGCUGUGCUUUGCUCUUUUUCUUCUCCUUUCCCUUUUCAAGCAUCUCCUCUUGUUUAGCGUUCGGUCUAGAGCCGAAUGCAUCUUCCUUGAUCUUCUUUCUUUUUUUUUACCUGUGGCCAGACAUCCAAAGGUACUUGUCGGUUUGCUUCCUUUAUCUCUUGAGUGUAUUAUACCGAAAUCAUAUUCAUAAAACAACUGAUGUCACUUAAAAUUAAUGUAAGUUUAUUCAGAUUAAAGUCACCAAAUUGUUCCUUUUCAUUCUAAAAUAAUUUGUUAAAUAAACUGUCAUAUAUUUCACGGGCUUAUAGGUUUAUAAAAAGUAUAUCGGCCAAUUUUGAGCAAGUGUAUAGGUAAGCCUACAAACUGUGAACAUGCACUGCAUUACUCAACGUUGUCAUAUGCCCAUAUCCACAUGAAUUCAUUUAUAUUCCAGGUAAAUACUCCAGGUAUCUUAGAUAUGGUUUUAGAGUCCGAGACUAUGUUUUUGUAGAGUUAGUCUGAUGAAAUAUUUAUUGUAAUAAUAGAGGAAAGGUUAUGUUUAUUAAAAGGACAAAAAAAAAA